AUGGAAAAUAAAGACAUUUCGGCCGUGGUGGAGCGCGUGGCGGCCACGAAGGCCGCCUGGGCGGCGCUGCCGCCGCAGCAAAAACUUGAACUUCUCGACAAACUCAUGGACAACUUGAACGCCCACGGCGAAGACCUCCACGCCGCCUCCGUCUUCAAACGCGACGGAGACCUCAAAGACGCUCCCGCUUACUCCGCGCUUUCCGCUGCUGACCUGCAGGCCCUCCAGAACGCCUCCAGGGCCCAGCACUGGCUCCACUCCUCCAUGCUGGUGAGCAACUGGCUCAGCAUUAUUCGCGAGUACUUCGAAGCUGUUGUCAAAACGGGGGCCCCUCCGCCCCCCCUGGCUGUGAGGGAGGCCCCUGCGGAGGAGGGAAAGCCCCAGCGGCACAUCGUCAAGGUGGGCCCCUCGGGCCUGCUGCACACGACGCUGGUGACCUGCGGGUCUCUGGAGCUGAUGGUGGAGGGCCCCGUGGAGCAGGAGCUGCUGCACGAGAGGCCCCCUGGGGUUGCAGCAGUUUUGGGGGCCGGCAACUUCGACGGCCCCGUCGAUUUGCUGACUUCUCUCUUCAUAGAAAACAAAGUUUGCAUUUACAAAUUGAGCCCGUUCAACGCGCGUUUGCUGGAGCCUCUGGAGAAGAUCUUCGCGCCUUUAUUGGAGGCGAACUUCGCAGCUUUUAUUUUCGGAGGAGUCGAAGAAGCAAAAGCGCUUCUCCACCACCCCCAAGUCGACAAGUGGUUCAUGACUGGUGCAGCAGCAACAGCGUACAGCAUAAUCUGGGGAAGUCCGGAGCCGCAGCAGCAGCCAGCUGAGCCUCUUUUUAAAAAGCCAAUGACAGUGGAGUUGGGAAACUGCACUCCUUGGAUAGUUUGUCCCGGAAAGUGGUCCCGCAGACAGCUGAAAUGGCACGCCGCUGCCAUCGCAGCAAGUAUGGCCUUCAACGGGGCCCACAUUUGCGCGCAUCCGCAAGUGCUGGUGACUUGCAAGAACUGGCCGCAGAGAGAAGAGUUUCUGCAGCUCAUUCAGUCCUACAUUCAAGAGAUCUACUACGUGGGCUGCUACUACCCAGACUUCUCCUCCCGCAUGGAGUCUUACAAAGAGAAGCUGGUGGCGAUGGGGAAGAAGCCGGAGGAGUUUGAGGCCCCCGUGCACUGCCCAAUUUCGAAAGAUAGCGAAAUUAAAAACAUUAUUUUUGCAACAGAUCUUCCGGAAGAUUGUUUCUUCACUCGACAGGAAACCUUCUGCCCGUGCUGCGGCGAAGUGCCCCUGGACACCGAAGCCUCCAUUGCAGCUUUCCUCCCCGCCGCAGUCAAAUUUGCAAACGAAAAAGUCCACGGCGGACUUUCCGUGAGCAUUUCAGUGAAGCCUUCGACAGCAGCAGAAGAGCAGGCGCUGGAGCUGGCAGUUGCGGACUUGAACUACGGGGCGGUGCACAUCAACAUCGACACCAAAAUGAGUAUUGCUUUUCCCUCUCUCGUUUGGGGCGGCUGCCCCGGCUCCACCAUCUACAACCUCAACUCCGGAAUCGGAUUCAUUGGAAAUUGCUUCGGCUUCAAAAGAGCCACAAAGUCCAUUAUCAGGGCCCCCUUCUUGAACUUCUCCCACGUGAUUCUGGCAGCUCCGAACGGGUCCAAUGCAGCAAAAAUGGCGAAGUUGUGGCGGCGAAUUGCUUUUGCUUCUUUCCAGCGCCGCAGCACUCAGGGCUGGUUUAGCUUCGCGGGCAGCCUCACUAAGAUUGCCAGUGCCUUUGCUGCCAACCUCUGA
Messenger RNA from Eimeria tenella, 1764 nucleotides. RefSeq lists its product as uncharacterized. The record is from RefSeq and is a predicted model, not a curated record. The coding region runs from base 1 to 1764 and encodes 587 amino acids. Lineage: Eukaryota; Apicomplexa; Conoidasida; Eucoccidiorida; Eimeriidae. The transcript has 14 exons. Gene Ontology annotation, molecular function: oxidoreductase activity, acting on the aldehyde or oxo group of donors, NAD or NADP as acceptor.